AUGCAAGGCAAAAAGAAAAAGGGCGGAAGGAAGAAAGAAAUUAACUUCAUAGCUCUCUAUGAGCAAGAGCUGUUGAAUUAUGAGUCGGACGAUUCUGGUGAAUUAGAACAUGAGUACUAUCAGUAUAAAGUGUACGAGGUGGUCACCGUGACGGGGGACGUCCGGGGAGCCGGAACUGACGCUAACGUCUUCGUCACCAUCUUUGGAGAAAAUGGCCUUUCUCCCAAGCUCCACCUCACCAGCAAGAGCGAAUCUGCCUUUGAGAGAUGCAACACGGAUGUGUUUCGGGUAAAAACCAACAAUGUAGGACCAAUCUACAAGAUCAGGAUUGAGCACGACAGCACCGGACUGAACGCCAGCUGGUUCCUGGACAGAGUGGUGGUGACAGACAUGAACCGGCCUCACCUCCGCUACUAUUUCGCCUGCAACAACUGGCUGAGCAAAGAGGAAGGCGAUCGGCAGUACUGCAGGGAUCUCAUGGGCAGCUUCAACCCCAUGGACGUCCCCAGAGUUAACAAAUACGUGGUCAAAGUCUACACUGGAGACCUCACUAGCUGUGGAACAGACGCGGACGUCUUCAUUAAUAUCUUUGGAGAGCAUGGAGAUACAGGGGAGCGGCGCCUUGAAAAUGAGAAAAACAACUUUGAAAAGGGGGCGGAAGACAAAUUCACCCUUGAUGCACCAAAUUUGGGUCAGUUAAUGAAGAUUAACAUCGGCCACAACAACAAGGGUGGUUCUCCUGGCUGGUAUCUUGUUAAGAUCACUAUAGAAGACAUUGGGAACAAAAAGAUUUAUGACUUCCCUGUGAACCGCUGGCUGGCCCUGGAUGAAGAUGAUGGCAAAAUUCAAAGAGACGUUCUAGUGGGAGGUGCUGAGACCACUGCCGUCACUUAUGUCAUCUCCGUCACAACGGGAGACAUCCGGGGGGCCGGGACCAACUCUAAGAUCUUCAUCGUCAUGUACGGAGCCAAAGGGAAGAAGAACAGUGGGAAGAUCUUCCUCGAGGGCGGGGUAUUUGACCGAGCCCGGACGGACAUCUUCAACAUUGAGCUGGCCGUUCUCCUCAGCCCCCUGAGCCGGGUCUCCAUCGGGCACAGCAAUGCCGGCAUUAACUGUGGCUGGCACUGUGAGAAGGUGGUCGUCCUGUGCCCUUUCACGGGCAUCGAACAAACGUUCCCGUGCAAUAAGUGGUUGGAUGAGAAUGAAGGCGACGGCCUGGUGGAACGACAGCUCUACGAGAUGGUGUCCCUGCGGCAGAGGAGACUAAAAAAAUACUCCUGGUCCCUUUGGAUCUGGACAACUGACCUGAAGAAAGCAGGCACAGACGCUCCCAUCUUCAUCCAGCUUUACGGUCAGAAGGGGAGGACGGAUCAAAUCCAACUCGACUGUAGGCCGGAAUAUUUCGAACCUGGCAGGACAGAUAAGUUCUGGAUUGAACUUCCGGAUCUAGGACGAUUUUACAAGAUCAGGAUAUGGCACGAGAAGAGGAAUUCCUCUAGUGGAUGGCACCUAGCGAGGCUAACACUGUUGAACCCUCUGACCAAGGCGAAGUACAAUUUCAACUGCAACCGUUGGCUGGAUAUCAACGAAGACGACAAUGAGACCGUGAGGGAGCUCACUGCCGAGGGGCCGGCGGUCAGGAGAAUCAUGCCCCUCGUCAAGUAUCGUGUGACUGUGGUCACGGGAGAUCUGAAUGGAGCCGGUACAGAUGCCCGGGUCUUCAUCUGCCUCAUUGGUGAUGUGGGGGAUACUGGGGAACGCAUUCUGUACAACUGCAGGAAUAACACUGACACAUUUGAGAAAGGCAAUGCCGAUGAAUUCACCAUCGAAGCAGUCACCAUGCGGAAGGUGAGGAGGGUGAGGAUAGGGCACGAUGGAAAAGGAAAAGGCAGUGGCUGGUUCCUUGUCAAAGUGUUAGUGAGGGAAGAAGGCCAGCCAGAGAGUGACAAUGUGGAGUUCCUGUGCAACAGAUGGUUUGACAAAGAUCAGGACGACGGCCAACUAGUGAGAGAAUUAUUGCCAAGUGACAGCAACUCGAGGCUGAAAAACAUUCGAUACCACAUCAGUAUCAAGACGGGAGAUGCCCCCGGUGCCAGUACAGAUGCUAAAAUUACAAUCAAACUCUACGGAGAGAAGACAGAUACCAUCCGGCAAAUACUCCAGGUGUCUGAUAAUAACUUGAAAGACUACUUCGAGCGGGCCCGAGUGGAUGAGUUCACCAUUGAGACUUUAGAUAUUGGGAAGAUCAACCGGAUCAUGAUAGGGCACGACAGUGGAGGGAUGCGAGCUGGCUGGUUCCUGGGCAGCGUCCAGAUCUGGGUGCCCCGCCAUGGCAAGCGGUACACCUUCCCUGCCAACAGAUGGCUUGACCGGAGUAAAUGCGAUGGGAGGACGAUGGUGGAAGUCUACCCAAGCGAGAUCGUGGACACUGAAAAGUUGAUCCAUUAUGAAGUGGAAAUAGUGACGGGGGACAUGGGGUAUGCUGGCACCAAUGCCCGGGUCUACAUGCAGAUUUACGGAGAGCUGGGGAAAACCGAGGUGCUUUAUCUGAGCAGCCGAACGAAUGUCUUUGAGCAGGGAGCCACUGACACUUUUCAGGUGGACACCUUUACCAUCAAUGCCAUUGACCUGGGGCCACUGAAGAAGCUGAGAAUUCGCCAUGACAAUUCUGGCAACAGCCCAGGCUGGUUUCUUGACCGAGUGGACAUCACAGAUCAAAACAAUGAAAUCACGUACUAUUUCCCCUGCCAGCGUUGGCUGGCGGUGGAUGAAGAUGAUGGCCAAAUUUCCAGGGAGCUGGUCCCCGUGGAUGAAGCCUUCGUACUGAAGGAUGAAGAGGAAGAAAGUGGGGAUGACCCAGGUCUAGCUAAGCUGGGCCUGGAGCAGAAAGAUAAAUCAACAACAUACACGGUGUCAGUGAAGACAGGGGAUAAGAAGAACGCAGGAACGGAUGCAAAUGUCUUCAUCACGCUCUUUGGCACGGAUGACGACACGGGGUUAACCCUUCUAAAGUCCUCCAAGACCAACAAAAACAAGUUUGAAAGGGGGAAGAUUGAUGUUUUCACAGUGGAGACCGUGGAUCUUGGAGAGCUGAGGAAAAUAAGAAUCGGACACGACAGUAUGGGCAAAGGUGCUGGCUGGUUUCUGGACUGGGUAGAAGUGGACGCUCCUUCUCUCGGGAAAUGCCUUGUAUUUCCAUGUGGCCGCUGGCUGGAUCGAAGUGAGGAUGAUGGAGCCCUCAGCAGAGACCUCUUUCACAAUGAGCUACAGACGAGGGAGUAUGUUCCAUUUGUCCCUUACGAGAUCACCGUCUACACCAGUGACCUCUUCGGUGCCGGCACGGACGCCAACGUCUUCAUCGUCAUUUACGGCUGUGACGCGGUCUGCACCCAGCAGAAGUCCCUGUGCUCCAACAAGAGGGAGCAGCGGAUUUACUUCGAGAGGAAAUCCGCCAACCGCUUCAUUGUGGAGCUAGAGGACGUGGGAGAAGUACUUGAAAAAAUCCGAAUUGGACAUGACAAUUCAGGAAUCAAUCCCGGUUGGCACUGCGACCAUAUUGAUAUUCGGAGACUUCUGCCUGGAGGAGAGGGCUCGGAAACUCUGACAUUCCCAUGUGAUCGAUGGCUGGCAUCCUCUGAAGAUGAUGGAAAGUGUAUCCGAGAACUGGUACCCUAUGAUAUCUUCACAGAAAAACUGGCCAAAGAUGGGACAUUAAGACAAAUCUACAAAGAAGUGGAGGAACCGCUUGAUAUCGUCCUGUACUCCGUGGCAAUUUAUACUGGAGAUAUCCCUGGGGCUGGAACCGACGCCAACAUCUUCAUCACCAUCUAUGGGGAUUUGGGAGACACCGGAGAGAGGUUCCUCGGCAAGUCAGAAAACAGCAUGAACAAGUUUGAAAGAGGAAAGGAUGAUACUUUCAUCAUCGAGGCUGCCGACCUUGGAGUCAUCUACAAGAUCAAGAUCCGUCACGACAACAGCGGUCUAUUGCCUGACUGGUACCUGGAGAAAGUGGACAUCUGGAAUGAUACCAAUGAGGACGAGUUCCUGUUCCUUUGUGGUCGCUGGCUCUCCCUGAAGAAGGAGGACAGGAGGAUUGAGCGAUUGUUUUACGAGAAGGAAUAUGAAGGCGACCGGAGCAGCAACUACAGCUGUCCUGCAGAUUUCUGGGAGAUCACACUCAGCUCUAAGAUGAGAGAUGGAGAAAUCGAUGUUGACAACGUGAAAGGCCCCCUGGCAAACUACAUUCAGGAGGGUCCCUUGAUCCCAUACCAUGUGACUAUCACCACGGGCAAAGACCGGGAUGCGGCCACCGACAGCCGGGCCUUCCUUGUGGUCAUCGGCGAGGAGGAGGUGCAGACCAAGAAGAUGUGGCUGGAUCACCCCAAAGGAAAAAGAGGGUUUGGCUGUGGCUCGGUGGAGAAGUUCUACGUCGUGGGCCUGGAUGUCGGGGUGAUCAAAAAGAUGGAGCUUGGACACGAUGGGGCCACUCCUGAGAGCUGCUGGAUGGUGGAAGAACUGUGUGUUGCCGUGCCAACCAAGGGCUCCAUGUACACUUUUUCCUGCAACUGCUGGCUAGCCAAGGACAGAGGAGACGGUCGCACCUCCCGUGUCUUUGACCUUCUGGAUGCCAUUGGAGUCACCAUUGGAGUGAAGAUCCUGUAUGAAAUGACAGUCUGGACCGGAGAUAUCGAAGGGGGAGGCACCGAUUCCAAUAUCUUCAUGACUCUUUAUGGUGUCAACGGGAGCACGGAGGAGAUACAGCUGGAUAAAAAGAAAGACAGGUUUGAGCGGGAACAGGACGAUACCUUCAUCGUGGAGAUAGCGGACAUCGCCCCCUUCACCAAGAUGCGGAUCCGGAUCGAUGGGUUGGGCACCCGCCCGGAGUGGUACCUGGAAAAGAUCCUCCUGAAGAACAUGGACAAUGAUGACCUCACCAUGUUCUACUACAAUGACUGGCUGUCCAUAAAGCAGGGGGAGAAGCAGACACUGGUGUGUGAGAUGCCAGCUGUGAUUGACGAGGAGGAGAUGAUGGAGUGGACAUCCUACACUGUCGUGGUCAAGACCAGUGAUAUUCUGGGCGCAGGAACAGAUGCAAACGUGUUCAUUAUUAUCUUUGGAGAGAAUGGAGACAGUGGCACCCUGCCCCUGAAAAAGUCUGGCAACUGGAACAAGUUUGAGCGGAAUGGGACAGAUACGUUCAACUUCCCGGACAUGCUGAGCCUUGGGGAACUCAGCAAACUGCGAGUCUGGCAUGACAACAAAGGGUUAUUUCCCGGCUGGCACCUGGAGUCCAUCAACGUGAAGGACAAUUCCUUGGAUGAGACAUUCCGCUUCCAAUGCGACUGCUGGCUGUCCAAGAGAGAGGGAGACAGACAGACCGUCAGAGACUUCGCCUGUGCCAAUAAUGAGAUCCUGGAAGAGCAGGAGUUCACCACGUACGAGAUCGCCAUAGAAACGAGCAAUGCGCCUGAUGCGGAUACCAGGGAAAAUGUCUGGCUAAUCUUAGAAGGGAAGAAAGAUCGAUCUAAAGAGUUCCUGAUAGAAAAUCACUCCAGGCCCAAGGAGCGGGUGUUUAAAAGGGGCACCACAGACACAUUUGAGUUUGACAGCAAGAAUGUUGGAGAUAUAGCAGCACUCUGUGUAGGACACAUCCCGAGAGAUCCAAGUAGAUAUUCCUCCUCCAGGGCGAUCUUCUGGCACGUGGAGACUAUCACCAUCACAGAAACGGAACUUGGCAACGUGUAUUACUUCAACUGUGACCGCAAGAUCCCCUUAAAGAAAAAGAAGAAAUACUUUCAAGUGUUUGAGGUGACCAAGGUGACUGAGAGCUUUGCUAGCAAGGUCCAAUGCCUGGUGCCUGUCAAAUAUGAAAUCAUCGUGAUGACGGGCUUUGAGAAGGGAGCAGGCACCGAUGCCAACGUCCUGAUGACCAUCUUCGGGGUCAACGGGGACACGGGGAAGAGGGAGCUGAAGCAGCGCUUCCGAAACCUCUUUGAGAGGGGCAGUACUGACCGGUUCUUCCUGGAGACCCUGGACUUGGGGGAACUGCGGAAGGUGCGGCUGGAACAUGACAGCAGUGGCCUCUGUCCCGGCUGGUUGGUGGAGCGGGUGGAGAUCACCAAUACCUCCACCGGGGUGACCACGAUCUUUGCCUGUGGGAAGUGGCUGGACCAGAAGAGGGGAGAUGGGUUGACCUGGAGAGAGCUCUUUCCCACCGUCUGAGGGUGAAUUCCCCCAAUUCACCAACUAGGCCAGAUACCCAUGAGAUUAUUAUAAUAACGAUAAGUGCGGGUUUUGUUGAGCACUUACCAUGGG
Tachyglossus aculeatus (Australian echidna) is the source of this 6315-nucleotide messenger RNA. RefSeq names its product lipoxygenase homology domains 1 (gene LOXHD1). Lineage: Eukaryota; Metazoa; Chordata; Mammalia; Monotremata; Tachyglossidae. Gene Ontology annotation, molecular function: protein binding. The transcript is spliced from 39 exons. The record is from RefSeq and is a predicted model, not a curated record. The coding region runs from base 1 to 6222 and encodes 2073 amino acids.